Molecule: messenger RNA, 3280 nt
Organism: Rhodamnia argentea
Lineage: Eukaryota; Viridiplantae; Streptophyta; Magnoliopsida; Myrtales; Myrtaceae
Product: disease resistance protein L6-like
Exons: 4
Coding region: 143-3280 (1045 amino acids)
Biological process (GO): signal transduction; defense response
Molecular function (GO): protein binding; ADP binding; ATP hydrolysis activity
Source: RefSeq, a predicted model, not a curated record
GAUAGUUCUUGUUUUUGGGACAAAAUAGUUAGUCUGACCGUUCUAUCUUGCAAAUUGAAAACAGGGACAAGGUGAUUAGAAAGUUGCGAUUUCGAACAAGCAGAGAAGUUUGACAUCCCUUCCGUAGCCGAAGAUCGCAGGAAUGGAACCUCCCCAAGGAAAUUCGACCACGAGGGAUUACGAGGUGUUCUUAAGCUUCAGAGGGCCGGACACUCGCUUAACCAUGACCGACACUCUCUAUGCGGCCAUGAUCCGGGCCGGGAUACACGUCUUCAAAGACGACGAAGAGCUCCGCGUCGGGGAAGAGAUCGGAGGCGAGCUUCUGAGAGCAAUCUCCAAUUCAAAGAUCUACGUACCGAUCUUCUCUAAAGACUACGCUUCCAGUAAAUGGUGCCUCCGUGAGCUGGCGUACAUGGUGGCGUGUAGGAAGAGAGGCGAGAAAGUGAUCUUGCCCAUCUUCUACGACGUGGAUGCAUCUGAUGUUAAGCUCAAAACUGGAUCGUAUGGGAAGGCCCUACAGAAGCACGAGCGAGAGUCCGGUGAAGAUGUGGCGAAGCAGUGGGAGGAGGCCCUGAGAGAGGUCGCCGGAAUCAAGGGAUGGAACUUAAAAGAUCACGGCCUAGAGAAACUUAUAGCACUAGUUCUGGAAGAAGUUAUAGUUAAGCUGAGGCCUACGAAGAAAAACUGGCAUGAGGACUUGGUGGGAAUUCACGAUCGGAUGGAAGCUGUUAUGGAGUUGUUAGCCAUGGGCAAUUCCGACGUACGAUUUGUAGUCAUUCAUGGUAUGGGCGGUAGCGGGAAAACUACUCUUGCUAAGGCCAUCUUCAAGCGAAUCUCUUCCCUAUUUCAACGUUCUAGCUUUCUUUCGGAUAUCCGUACAGACAGUAUUUCAAGUUUGCAAAAGAAAUUGUUAUGUGACAUUCUUGAUAUUCGACAUGAAGUCGAUGCUGAUAAUACGAGGGACAUGAUCAAAGAACGACUCAAUGAUAAGAAAGUCAUUGUUGUUCUUGAUGAUAUGGACAAGAGGGCUCAGCUCAAGGAACUAGCCGGUCAGUCUACUUGGUUUGGGUCGGGAAGCCGAAUUAUUAUCACAACUAGGAACACUUAUUUUUUGGCUCCUGAAGCCAAUCCCUUAAGUGAUCAUAUUGUCCCAGCGCGUCAUGGAGAUUUCUUUUUUUAUGAAAUGAAGGAAAUGCAGUUUGACCAUGCUCUUCAACUAUUCAGCAAGCACUCCUUUGAAAGCGACACCCCUCCACAUGAUUACAUCAGUAUUUCAAGUGAAAUUGUCAAAAUUACUGGAGGACUACCAUUGGCUCUCGAGGUCAUCGGUUCAUUACUCUAUUCAAAAGGCAAGAUAACAUGGAAAGACACUCUGAAUAAGUUGAAGGAAGUGCCUAAUGAGAAUGUCAAGGAAAAGUUGUUGAUAAGUUAUGAAGAAUUAGAGUACGAGCAACGGCAAAUUUUUCUUGACAUCGCAUGCCACUGCAAUGGUGAAGAAAGAGUCCAUGCAUAUUACUUGUGGAAAGCUUGUAAGUUUUUCCCAACCACUGGAAUCAUUGUCCUCAUUCAUUUAUCUUUGAUAAAAGUCAUCGAGAAUGAUAGACUAUGGAUGCACGACCAACUUAGAGAUCUUGGAAGAGAGAUUGUCCGGCAAGAAUGCUUUCAAGUUCCUGGAAAACGCAGCAGGUUGUGGUGUCCAACAGUCGCCUUAGACGUGGUACAGAAUAACCUGGCUGCUCCUGAUUUUAUGGCUGCUCCUAACCUCUCACUUCCCCGUCACGACGAUUUUGCCGUUCCUCUAUUACCAGACUCGAUUGGUGGUCUGAAAUCCUUGUUAAUGCUGAAGGUGAAAAGUCAGGGUCAUGUUAGAGAACUUCCGCACUCAAUAGGAGAUAUACGGGGUUUAGAGCAUCUGUCUCUACAUGGUUGUAUUGAGCUUCGAAAGCUUCCAAAUUCCAUCGGAGAGUUGACAUCGCUCCUCUGUCUGGAUUUAUCCAACACCGAUAUAAGAGCACUACCAAAUUCCAUUGGAAGACUAGAAUCGCUACUCGAAAUGAAUCUAUCUCAGACACCAAUUGCGGAAUUACCUGAUUCUCUUGGCAAUCUUACACGGUUGAAGUUCUUGUAUUUGGAUCGGACUAAGAUAAGAGAGCUUCCGAAGAGCAUAUGGACCCUGGAGAAUCUUGAGGAGUUGAUUGCUAGAGGUUGUGAAAAACUUGAAGGCGAAAUUCCAAGUGAAAUCGCGGGAAUGUCCCAAUUGAACAUUCUAAAUCUGUCCCGAAGUAAGGUCAGUAGAGUUCCGACGGCAAUCAAUCAGCUUUCUAAUCUCCGAGAACUUCUUUUAUCCAAUUGCAACGAGCUUCAGUCGCUACCAAAUCUCCCCACAAGUUUAAGAAAGCUAAAGUUGUCGUCUUCAUCGUUGCAGGCAGUACCCGACCUCUCGAACCUCACUAGUUUACUUCAUCUGGACAUAAGCGAUCACGCUUAUGACUUUCAGCUUUUGAAAACUACAAAAGGACGGGUUCCACAUCCGAACCUAGAUUGGCUUGGAAGGUUACAUGAAUUGCAGAUGUUGAGACUGGUUCUUUCCCAUUGCAACUUGCCUCCAACUGACUUGAGCUCCCUUUCUCAGCUCCGUUCACUUGACAUGACUUGUCCAGACCCACGGUCUCUGACACAGCUUCCAUCCAGUUUAGAAGAAUUGAGUUUAGAACAUGUCAAGUCACCAAUAGAGUGGCCACUGUUCUCCAACUUGGGAAAUUUGUCUGAAUUAAAGCUCUUUGGUUGCCGGUUAAGAGAGAUCGAGUUUGACAAUGUGCUUGGACAGCUAGAGAAUCUCCAGCGUUUGCAAGUGCGCAAGUGCAAGUCGCUCGUGCGGCUAUCCAAUCUAGCAAGCAUAAAGGAGCUCCGAGUGCUGAGCGUGGAGUACUGCCCGCAACUAAUUGAGAUCGAAUCUACACUGAAGCUAGAGAAGCUAGAGUCGUUGAGAGUUUACUAUUGUGGAGCAGUGCAAAAGUUGCCUCGUAUACCAAAUGCAUGUGAAGUCGAUGUUAUUGGAUGCCCCGGGUUACAAGGAUACAACCUUGAGUACAACAAUUAUUAUCUAGGAUACCCCAGCUCACUAAACAGUAAUCAGAUGGUUGAUAGUGAACACAUCAAUUCUGAUCUUGGAUACAGCAAUUUUGAUCCAGGAUACCACAGCUCACUAAACAGUAAUCAGAGAGUCGAUUCUGGAUACAACAAUUUUGAUCUAGGAUACCCCCAGCUCAUCAAACAGUGA